This is a messenger RNA of Neoarius graeffei (lesser salmon catfish), 2272 nucleotides long. It is a transcript of the gene antxr2b, whose product is annotated as ANTXR cell adhesion molecule 2b. Gene Ontology annotation, molecular function: signaling receptor activity. Gene Ontology annotation, cellular component: membrane. The transcript has 17 exons. Bases 291 to 1751 code for a protein of 486 amino acids. The record is from RefSeq and is a predicted model, not a curated record. Lineage: Eukaryota; Metazoa; Chordata; Actinopteri; Siluriformes; Ariidae.
UCCCGGCGGUGGAUCUCCGGCUCCGCACUCACACGCAGCGGCCCGGGACGGGACGGGAUGGAGUGCAGGGCUCCGCUUCAGCGGGACACUUUUAUUCUUUAAUAAAAAUAAAAAUGACCAGCAUGGUAACGAUGGUAACGGGGCUAGUUUGGAAGCGCGCGCCGCUGGAGUGAGAGAAUGUGAUUGGCUGCGGCGUGUUGUUUAGUGAAAUCGACGCGCUCCGGUUGUUUUUCUCCCUGCCACUCCGUUGCAAGGUGCACGUGCACGUCCGGUGUGUCCCGGUCGGAGAAAUGCGCGCGCACGCCGCCGCGGUUGGGUUCCUCCGCCUGUGCGCGCUCGCUGGGUGUGUGUGGUGUGUGUGUCGGGGAGAGGACGGGUCCUGCCAUGGAGCUUUCGAUUUAUACUUUGUGCUGGACAGGUCCGGCAGUGUUUCCACUAACUGGCAGGAGAUAUAUGAAUUUGUGGAGCAGCUAACCAAUCGCUUUGUAAGCCCGAAGAUGAGGGUUUCAUUUAUCGUGUUCUCUUCAAACGCAGAGAUCAUUCUCCCCCUCACCGGAGACAGGGCUGCUAUAGACACAGGUUUGGAGCGCUUGAGUAAAAUCAUACCUGCUGGUGACACCUACAUGCACGAGGGACUGAAAGAGGUUAUAGAGCAGAUGAAAGCUCAGAGCACAAGAGCAUCGAGCAUCAUCAUCGCCCUGACUGAUGGGAAACUGAGCGUGUACCCACAAGAGCUCGCAGUGCAGCAGGCUGAUCUGGCGAGACAGUAUGGAGCCCGUGUUUACUGUGUCGGAGUGACUGACUUCGAUGUCCUACAACUGGUUAAUAUUGCAGACAGCAGAGAUCAGGUGUUUCCUGUUCUGGAUGGAUUCCAGGCGCUCAAGUCGAUUGUGAAUUCUAUUUUACAGAAGUCCUGCGUAGAGAUCUUUAACGUCGAGCCUUCCAGUGUUUGUGUGAAUGAAUCCUAUAACAUUGUUCUAAGAGGGAGGGGCUUUACUCAGGGGCGGAGCUCAGAGGGCGUGGUCUGUACACUGUCUGUGAAUCAACAGGAAGCCUACAAUGAAAAGCCGAGCGUUGUGAAGGACACUUAUGUGCUGUGUCCGGCUCCACUGUUGACCGAAGUUGGACACUCAGUCGAAGUGCUGAUUAGCUUUAAUCACGGCCACUCCUUCAUUUCAAGUCCGAUCACGAUCCACGCCACCACGUGUUCCAGUGGCAUAGUGGUGGCUGUGGUUCUCCUGGUUCUGCUGCUGCUCGUGGCUCUGGUUCUGCUGUGGUGGUUCUGGCCGCUUUGCUGCACCGUGGUCAUUAAAGAUCCUCCGCCCUCUCGACCUCCUCCUCCUCCACCUCCUCCGCUCAUCGAGGAGGAAGACCCCCUACAGAAGAAGAAAUGGCCCACUGUGGAUGCGUCGUACUACGGAGGCCGAGGAGUCGGUGGGAUCAAACGCAUGGAGGUUCGCUGGGGAGGAAAAGGUUCCACUGAGGAAGGAGCGCGACUGGAGAAAGCCAAAAACGCUGUGGUCACAAUGCCUGAGGAGGAGGAACUGGAGGAAUCUGUUGUAAAACCUCCUCGCAGACCACCACCUCCACAUCCUCCUCCACCUCCAUCUAAAUGGUACACCCCGAUUAAGGGCCGUUUCGACGCUCUGGCAGCUUUGCUACGGCGACAGUACGACCGCGUCGCUGUCAUGAGACCAACAGCGCAUGACAAGGGUCGCUGCAUCAAGUUCACGAGGAUUCAGAGUUACUAGUUCAUUCACUGUGUGCCUUUUUAUUUUUUACACUAUUUUGUAUAAGCCGUGCUCUGCCUUUAGAUGACUGGACAUGAUUUUCUUCAGUAUGUUUGUGUGAUAUAAUUCUAUAUUACAGUCACGUUCUCAUUUUUCUCGAUCAGUUCUGCUGAUUUUAUGCACGUGUGCCUUGUGUUUGUGUAGUUUUACUACAGCAAGCACUACAACUAAUUAAUGUUUAUUAGUAAAAUGAGAACUCAUCUUUUUGUAGUUAGAUUUUUUAAAUGACAGAAACUACAAUCUUACAUGUCACCGUCCCAGACACGGUAAUCAUUCAUACACAGUAGAACUACACCAGAUGAUGCUCCAAUUUUAAAAAAAUAAACACUCACACUCUCUCUCUCUCUCUCUCUCUCUCUCUCUCUCUCUCUCUCUCUCUCCAGACCUUCACAACACUAAUCUCAUGUUUUUAAUCUGCCAGCACAUGCUAAGUAGCAUAAUUGCAUCUUUUGUUCACUGCUGAUUAAAGAGAAUAAAGUUUU